AGGCUGUUGAGAAACUUGUGCGGAAACCUCGUCGAAAAGUUCGUCAGCGAUCAGUCAGUCGAGUGGAUUAAAAGAGAUGUUCCGGCGAUGGAUGAGGUGGAGAAAAUGGACGAAACUUCCGGCUCUCUCGUGAAGCACGUCAUUUUCCCCCCAAUGCAGCGCGCGUCUCUCGGCCGUGACGGUCUGGUAUGUAAUUGAAAAAUUACAAAGCAUUCAUUUUCUACAGCCAUCCACAAUUAAUUCUGCGUUUUAGAGUAUUCCAUAUAUUCCAUAUUUAGAAUAUUCCGUGUAUUCCGCCAUUCCGCCGUCAUUCCGUCCGUCCUUCAUUACACUGCAUGAAUAGCGUCACACCCGAUAUUUGUGGUUUAAAGCGAAACUGAAACAAAAGAAAUUCAUUUUUGAAUAGUACUCGAUAACCUCUACUUGGGAGAUAAAAAUCGGCCAAUUUUAUUUUUUAGCCGGAAAUCAUCGGUCGUUUGUUAGGCGCAGGGUCUGUUAAGGCAGUCAGCUCUGUUCCUCUAGUUGUUGUUUUUGUGUUAGCAGUUGUUGUUUGUGGUUUAACCUUGAUGUUUAGGGGACCUUUUCAGGCGAUUCUGUAUUUUUUUUCAACUGGUUUUGGUACUGAUUCAUUCAUAGUUCCUAUUUUGUAUUUUUUCUCGAUUCUCAAGCUCCCCGUCGUGAAGGAAACAAGGUCGAAGUCCUCGACGAUAAAUUUCGCAGCUUAAAACUUUUCUUUGUCCCCAAAAAGAAAACAAGCUUUUACAUGUCACACGUCUAAUCAAAACUGCCAUACAUGUGUUUGCGUACUGUUCGGAAUGAAUUACAAAAUCUACACUCACAAAAAAAAAGGGAUUCCGUUCCGACUUCGUCGGCGCCUUGUAAAACGCCUCUGCAAAUUAAAGCUUGCUAUAUCAUUUUGUUUGUAGUCGCCACGCUGGUUUUGCUGAAUGAGAACAGAAGUUAAAGAUAACUGGUUUGCCGUGGUAGAUAGGUUUACAGCUAGUAGCAUGAGGAUGAUAUUUGUCGGUCAAACAGGCUGGAGAUGCAUUUUGCUGAUUUCGGGGAGAGGCUUUACGAUUUCGUGAAGAAAUGUAAACAUCCUUGUCUUAUUUCGUCGCUGGUCCAUAUUUUCAAGCCAUGCCGCUUAUAACUUUCUGGCUCUAUAUGUCUUCCCAGGGUUGCAUUUUAUAGCAGCAUAGUUACUUUAUCGUUUAUACCACAAAACGAUUUCUUUCUGUCGCAGACAUACAUGUAUAGGCGUUCCAAGUUUUUAACCUUGAAUUCUCUGAUUCCAUAUUUGAGCAAACUAACUUUCCGUGCUUCUGAUUGGAGGCUACGUUGGCUAAAAAACCCCAGCCUGGCUCCAAACAGAUAAGGGGAAGUUAGACGCUUCGAGGUUAUAUGCUUCUGGCACAACACACACUCACACACAGGGUUUCGUCUUGUCGAACCAUAACAAGAAAAACUAAAAAAACUUUACGUCCCUAGAAAUAUUACAAAAUUAAUAAACAUUUUGUUAUAUUUCAGAGUCCUUUUCCAGAAAGGAAUCUUCUAUCUGGCAUGAGUUCAUAUUUGGGUAUAAAAUUCUCGUACAAGAUACUCAAAUCAUCUGAAGAAGUAGAAGAUGUCGAGGACAUUGUCUACGAUCCCCAUAGUAACGUAAAUGAUAAGCAAAGUUCAGGGACGGCGAGUGGUAAAGCUUCAACAUGGAAAGCUAUUGCGAACAUGACCAGUUUUAUACAGGGCGCAGGUGCAAUGGCUUUGCCUUACGGGGUGAUGAAAGGAGGUAUUGCAACUCUCAUUGCUUUUCCUUUAUUUGCUCUAAUUCACUGGUACACUGGCAGUGUCAUGAUAAACUGUAUUUAUGGCGACGAACAAGAGAAGCAAUUAUCAGAAUAUAGCACGCCCCAACCGGGUAAAAGGAAGGGGGCCAUGGGUAAGAGGAUAUUACGAGUUCGCAGCAGUUUCAGUGACUUGGGAGAAGUGUUAUGGCCAAGCCAUGGACGCACUCUUAUCGAACUGCUCCAAGCUGUUGAUUUGUCGAUUUUUGCAGUCAGUCAUCUCAUUGGAAGUGGAUCCCUUAUGACGUACGCAUUUCCCACAUUAGGGCUCAGUGAAACUUGGUGGACCUUUAUAAUUGCUGUGCUUGUUCUACCAUCUACCUUUGUAAAAGACAUUUCGUGUGUGGCUUGGCAAAGCUUACUGGGUGUAGCUUCUUUGGCAUUUAUGGCAGGUGCACUCGCUUGGUUCACCGUUGCCAAUUCUUCGUGGUUCAACUUCAAACAUGUACUCUUUUGGGAUACCGAGGGUUUUCUAGUUGGGAUGGGAAUAGUCCUUUACAGCUAUUGCGUCUAUUCAAUUGUGAUCCCAGUGGAAGAAACCAUGUCUGAUCGUUCAAAAUUUCGUUCAGCUCUCGGGAUUUCACUUCUCUCAACUACUAUUUUUAAAGUUUUGUUUGGCCUUUUUGGAUUUUUGUGUUUCCUUGAUAAAACUGAUGAAGUGAUUGGUAACAAUUUUCCAAGUGGCCUUCUCAGGCAAUUGAUCAGCGUUGUAUACGUCAUGUACGUUGUGUUCAGCUAUAUCCUGAUUAUCUACCCUGUAUUGCAGUUUAUUGAUGGAUGUCAAUUGAAAAGUGAAGAGGUUUCCUUUAUUCCCUCAUUCAUGUGGAUCCCUACAACAAGAUUUUUCGUGGUAUUAACCACUUCUGUGAUAGCAGUAACAAUUCCACAUUUUGCGUUACUGACAGCUUUUAUAGGAAGUUUACUUUUGCCUUGUCUUGAGUAUGUAAUACCAUGUUUAGUUCAUUUAAAGUUAAAAUGGGUGAAACUAACACGUCUGGAAAUAUUUGCAGACAUUUCAGUUAUCGUAUUAGGAAUUUUAUGGACCGUUCUCUGCGGUUAUUCUUCGAGCAAAGCGUUGGUAAUUACAAUGGUCAAACAGUAG
Porites lobata is the source of this 2943-nucleotide messenger RNA. The record is from the annotation of a GenBank genome assembly. NCBI's taxonomy places the organism in Eukaryota, Metazoa, Cnidaria, Anthozoa, Scleractinia, Poritidae.